UGUUGGACACAGACGGAACUUUGUAGUGCUGAUAAAGUAUAGAACCAGAUGAUGUCUUUGUUCAGAGAUCUCAGACUUCCCUCCACACUUUCGCUCCAUAUUGUCAGGGCAUCACAAUGCUUUACCUAAUCAUUUUGUUCAUGAUGCACACAGCGCCGAAUGGAAGCGACCGAGAGAAAUCAGCAAAGAACAACCCCAGUUUAUCUUGAAGGGUCAAAGCAGACAUGACCUUGACCAGGGAGGAUUAGGUGACUGCUGGUUCGUCGCGUCUGCUGCUGCCAUGGCCACCCACCACAGAGCUGAGUUUGAGAGAGUUGUGCCGGUAAACCAGUCUUUUGACAGGGGAUACUAUACAGGACGAUUUACAUUCUACUUUUACCCCGCUGGAGUAAAGCAAAAAGUUGAAGUAGACGACUAUCUGCCCACACGGGCUGGGAGACUCAUCUACUGCAGUAACCGUGAGAGGCCCUAUGAGUUCUGGCCUUGUCUGUUGGAGAAGGCUUAUGCCAAAUUUAAAGGCAGCUACGCUGCACUGUAUGGUGGCAGGAUGAAAGUUGCAUUGGGCGACUUGACCGGACGUCCAGUGGAGGUCAUCGAUAUUCGUCACCUGACCCAAGGAACAGACGACAUGUAUAGUAAGCUGCAAGAUGCCAGCAAUAAUCGGGCAGUAAUGGCAGCUGCGAUCCAUAAGACAACAGACCAACAAGUAGAAGAGAAGAUAGGAAAUGGUCUUUAUGCAGGGCACGUCUACAGCAUCACAGGCUACCAUCAGCUGAGGUACUACGGUAGGGUGGUGAAUUUGAUCCGACUGAGAAACCCGUGGGGACAUGGAGAGUGGACAGGUGCAUGGUCUGACAGUUCCCCCGAGAUGAACUCACUCAACGACAGACAACUCAGAGAAUUGAGAGAAAAGAAAAAAGACGAUGGAGAGUUCUGGAUGGAAUUUAAUGAAUUUGUCAAACAUUUCCACGAGAUCAACCUUUGUUACGUGUAAAAUAAGCACAGAGAAGACAAACAAGCAAACAAACAAACAAGCUCACACAUCAAGAAUACAGUAUAGAUAUAGAAAUGGAGAUUUAAUUUACCAUGGCGUUUAAAAAACUACCACUUUACGUUUGGCAAAAUAUCAUUCAAGCUCUUAUUGAAAUCCAAAUUGUAACAUAUAUUAAACACGAUGUGGAGAAUUAUUUUAUACAAGAGCAAUUUAUUUUGAUACUAUUUCGCAUAAAAUCAAAGUGUAUAGUGAAAUGUUCAGUGAAGGAUACUUUAUUGAAGUCAUACUAUAUCUACUAAUACUAAAUUUAGAUUUAUUAAAUAUAUUAAAGUAUUUAA
This is a messenger RNA of Physella acuta, 1332 nucleotides long. Its product is annotated as calpain-8-like. NCBI's taxonomy places the organism in Eukaryota, Metazoa, Mollusca, Gastropoda, Physidae. Gene Ontology annotation, biological process: proteolysis. Gene Ontology annotation, molecular function: calcium-dependent cysteine-type endopeptidase activity. Gene Ontology annotation, cellular component: cytoplasm. The record is from RefSeq and is a predicted model, not a curated record.